UGGGUUUCAAUUAGGAAAAAUGUUAAAACUAUCACGGCGGAUGGUCGUCGUGUCGGGAUUAAAAAAGCUCUGGUUUUUUACGCCGGAAAAGCUCCCAAAGGCACUAAAACAAACUGGAUUAUGCACGAGUAUCGCUUAAUCGAGCAUUCUCGUAGCCAUGGAAGCUCCAAGUUGGAUGAUUGGGUAUUGUGUCGAAUUUACAAGAAAACAUCUGGAUCUCAGAGACAAGCUGUUACUACCCCGGUUCAAGCUUGUCGUGAAGAGCAUAGCACGAAUGGGUCGUCAUCGUCUUCUUCGUCUCAGCUUGACGACGUUCUUGAUUCGUUCCCGGAGAUAAAAGAUCAGUCUUUUAAUCUUCCUCGGAUGAAUUCGCUCAUUUAUAAUGAAGUUAAAAAAAAAAUUAAAGAAAAAAUUAAAAACAUAUGAAAAGAGACGACGGGAGGCAUCGAACCCAGGUUCACUAGGGUAGUCGGAAAACGUUUAGCCACUUGACUAAGACGAUAUAUUCGUUAAAUUUUAAAAAGAGAUUGUAUAUAUAUACACGUUAACACCAUGGGUUAAGUAUUAACCGCGGUUAGUCAUUCCGUUAGUAGAGUUAACGACUGUUAACGCGGGUGUAUGAUUAUACCAAGUUUUAAAACACGACGAUUUUAAAAGGCAAUUGAAAUUAAACCAUGCAUUUUUAUUCCAACUUUAAUAACACGCGUAUUAAACGGCCAAAAAAAAAUAGAUGGCGGUUUUUUCGGGUUUUUUCCCUAAUUUCAAAUAACUUAACGAUUUUAAACUUUAUCCAACAUAUGAAUUAGUAAUUAACUAUUUGAGUUUAAAAUCGUUAAGUUAUUUGAAAAUGUUCUAAGUUCUUUAACCAAACAAAAAAAAAAAAGGGUUCUAACUUCUAAGUCCUCUCAUAUUAUGGGCCUGUGCUGCUUUCAAAAGCCCAUUAAGAAAUUUAAGUCCAUCUUCGUCACAUCCUGAUUCUUCCUUCUCUUUGACCGCUGGAUUUUGUCUCUCAGUCUACUUUAUCCGAUCGGUGCCGGCGAGAUUCAAGGUAAUCUUCUUCACUUACUUCUAUUGAACAGACUCGAAAAGACCCAUUCUUCGGAUUCAUUUGUUCCCAAUUCGCCUUUUUUUCCUGAUUCGAUCUCGAUUAUUCGUUCAAUCAUCGAUUCCAACUUUUUGUUUCGAUUUGUCCACUGUUGUAAUCGAGUCUGAGUUUUUGUAUAUUUAGUUGUUAAAGAAUUGGGUUUUUGAAAGGACAAAACUUUU
Messenger RNA from Arabidopsis lyrata subsp. lyrata, 1266 nucleotides. RefSeq names its product NAC domain-containing protein 72. The transcript has 2 exons. The record is from RefSeq and is a predicted model, not a curated record. Lineage: Eukaryota; Viridiplantae; Streptophyta; Magnoliopsida; Brassicales; Brassicaceae. The annotation marks the transcript as partial. Gene Ontology annotation, biological process: regulation of DNA-templated transcription. Gene Ontology annotation, molecular function: DNA binding.